GUUCCUCGAAGGCAAAAGAUAAAGCGUGCCUGGGAGUAGCCGACACGACCAAAACGGUCCCGUUCCUCGGUUAGCGCCGCGUGCGUUUUGCGCUCUCUUGAAGCCAUAGACAGAUUUCUCUUAUUAAUUUUCUCGGAAUAAGCCGUGCUACAAAUAGAUGACGCCCUGGCGUUUUCUGGGGAAGGAAAAAAAAGUUUCUUUCCUUCUUCCUCUUGCUGUGAGCAAUCAAACUGCCCCCCCGCCAAGCAGCAGUGGUUUAGCAGCAGCAAGCUUCCAACCAUGGAGUACCCCAGCCUGGAAGAAGGACACAAGGUCGAGCCGAAGCUGUCCACAGCUGAGGUGGAGGCACAGCCUUUGGUCAAGCCUGCUGGCUUCUUCCCCAAAGUCCUCUACUAUGAGGCGCUGUUGGAUAAGAAGCUGGGGAUCGAGUCCAACAGUAUCGAGCGGGUCACGCCGGAGAAGAAGCAGCCCCCCAACAGUCUGGCCAUGGCCUUGAUCUGGGCGUCUGCCACCAUGAACCUCAGUUGUUUCAGUACUGGGUUUCUGGGGUGGGAGUUUGGCCUCAGCUUGGGGCAGGUGAUCCCCAUCAUCAUCUGCGCGACACUUCUGGGCGGAGCUAUCACGGGCUGGUGUGCUACUCUGGGUCCUGGCACUGGUCUUCGCCAAGUUGCCAUCUCCAGAUACUCGCUGGGAUUCUACCCGUCGUCCAUCAUUGCCGCCUUGAAUGUGGUCGAACAGCUCGGAUGGUCCUCGGUCAGUUGCAUCACCGCCGGUCAAGCCCUGGUCGCCGUUGCAGACGGAAAUAUCUCCAUCGUCGUGGGCGUCAUCAUCGUGGCCUGUCUCAGUCUGGCCAUUGUCUUCUUUGGGCUCAAGGUGGUCAUGAGUCUGGAGCAAUGGGUGUGGUUGAUCGCCUUUAUUAUCUUCAUGAUCGUCUACGGGCAAUCCGGGACUCACGCCAAUCUCGCCCAACCGGCCACCGUUUCCGGCAUCACCCAGUCCGGACAAGUCCUGAGUCUACUCAGUGUCAUCUACGGAUCCAGUGCAUCCUGGUCCUCCAUUGUCUCGGAUUUCUACGUCCACUACCCUGUCAACACCUCGCGCGUCAAGGUCUUCUUCUUCACGACUCUGGGGAUCUCCCUUCCGACCUGCAUCGGCCUGUUGCUUGGCGCAUGCAUCGCCUCCGCCCUGGACACGAACCCGGAAUGGUCUGAAGCCUACGACGGCGGCAUCGGCUACAUGCUGCAGGAGUUGAUCCAUCCGAAGAAGUUUGCCAAAUUCUGCCUCGUCCUGAUGGUGCUAGCGAACGUCGGCAUGAAUUGCAUCAACAUCUACGCCGCCUCCAUUUCCGCGCAGUUAUUCGCCCCGCCCUUCCGCAAGGUGCCACGCACGAUCUGGACGGUGAUCGUAUUCGGCUGCAUCAUCGCGAUCGGCAUCGCGGGUCGCGACCACUUGCUGACGGUGCUGAACAACUUCCUCUCGUUGCUCGGCUACUGGAACACCUCCUUCUUCGUCAUCCUGUUCUGCGAGCACUACCUGUUCCGCGGCGGCAGUCUCGCCAACUACGACCUCGACGCCUGGGAUACUCCCUCCCGCAUGCCCGUCGGCUUCGCCGGUCUGACUUCCUUCCUCUGCGGCGCGGCCGGCUGGAUCGUCGGCAUGGACGAAACCUACUACGUCGGUGCGAUGGCGAAGCUGAUCGGCGAGGACGGCGGUGAUAUCGCCAACGAGCUGGCGCUGGUCUUUACCACGAUCUCUUUUAUCCCGUUGAGAUGGCUCGAACUGAAAUAUGUGGGCCGGUGAAGGAAGCGUUUGAUGAAGUUUUGUUUACUGGAAGAGAUUCCCCGCUUUUAUAUAGCAUAUCGCAUAUCGCAUGUCGCAUAUAUCUAGACAUAACGAACGAUACGGCGCCUGAAACUAUGGCGUUUUUGGACAUCUUAAUUUAAUGGAGCA
Aspergillus saccharolyticus JOP 1030-1 is the source of this 1950-nucleotide messenger RNA. RefSeq names its product putative nucleoside transporter. Gene Ontology annotation, molecular function: transmembrane transporter activity. Gene Ontology annotation, cellular component: plasma membrane; fungal-type vacuole membrane. Bases 280 to 1800 code for a protein of 506 amino acids. The record is from RefSeq and is a predicted model, not a curated record. NCBI's taxonomy places the organism in Eukaryota, Fungi, Ascomycota, Eurotiomycetes, Eurotiales, Aspergillaceae. Gene Ontology annotation, biological process: transmembrane transport. The transcript has 3 exons.